Rotaria sordida is the source of this 1671-nucleotide messenger RNA. The record is from the annotation of a GenBank genome assembly. Lineage: Eukaryota; Metazoa; Rotifera; Eurotatoria; Philodinida; Philodinidae.
AUGAUACAUAAAAAAAAACAAACAAAUAAUUAUGAAAUUGUUUUCUUACGUGAUUUUCUACCACUAAACGGAAGUUUUUGCAAUGAAAUAACACAAAAAACUGAUCUUGAACAACAAGUUAAAGAUUUAGAAGAACGUUUUAGUCAAGAAGAAGAAAGUACACAAGAAUUAAAUAAUAAGAAAAAGAAACUUGAACAUGAUAUUGAUGGUUUAAAAAAAGAUAUUGAUGAUAUGCGUUUAAGUUUACAAAAAUCUGAAAAUGAAUGUAAAACACGUGAUAAUCAAAUUCAUACAUUACAAGAUGAAAUUGCUCAUCAAUAUGAAACAAUAGCUAAAUUAACACAUGAACGUAAACGUCUUGAAGAACAAAAUUCUAAAACAACUGAACAAUUACAAGCUGAAGAAGAUAAAGUUGAUCAUCUAAAUAAACUUAAAGCUAAACUUGAACAAAUACUUGAUGAAUUAGAAGAUAAUUUAGAACGUGAAAAAAAAGCUCGUGCUGAUUUAGAUAAAUCAAAACGAAAACUUGAAACUGAUUUAAAAGCAUUACAAAAUAAUUUAGAAGAAGUAGAAAAAUCCAAACGUGAAUUAGAAGAAAAUAUUAAACGUAAAGAUCAAGAAAUUCAACAAAUGGGUGAACGUCUUGAAGAUGAACAAGGACAAGCAACAAAAUUAGAAGAAGAAAUAGAAAAUGAAAGACAACAACGAGCUGAUCUAGCAAGAGAAAUUGAUGAAAUGAAUGAUCGUUUAGAAGAAGCUGGUGGUGCAACAUCAUCACAAGUUGAAAUGAAUAAAAAACGUGAAUUUGAAUUACAAAAACUUCAUGCUGUUAAUGAAAUGGAUGAACAAAUUGAUCAAUUGCAAAAAUUAAAAAAGAAAUUAGAAAAAGAAAAACAAACAGUUAAAUCUGAAUUAGAUGAUUUACGCACACAAAUUGAACAUCUACAAAAAAGUAAAGCAGCUGCUGAAAAACUUUCAAAACAACUUGAACAACAAUUAAAUGAUAUUCAAACUAAACUUGGAGAUCAUGUUAAACAAAUAACUGAUUUAAAUCAUAGUAAAACAAAAUUAUCAAGUGAAAAUUCAGAUUCAACUAGACAAAUUGAAGAAUUUGAACAUCAAAUUGGAACUUUAAAUAAAGCUAAAACAGAAUUACAACAACAAGUUGAUGAAGCUAAACGAACAUUAGAUGAUGAAUUACGUAGCAAAGGUUCAGUUAGAAUAGCUUGUGAUGAAGAACUUGAAGAAGCUAAACGAAAAUUAGCUGCUAAAUUAACCGAAACUGAAGAACAAUUUGAAGCUGCUUUAAAUAAAUGUAAUGCAUUAGAAAAAGUUAAAGCUCGUCUUCAAGGUAAUGUUGAAUAUCUUAUGGUUGAUGUUGAACAUGCUAAUGCUAAUGGAAAAUCAGUUCAUGAAUUAGAAAAAUCUCGUAAACGUACUGAAUUAGAAAAAGAAGAAUUACAAGCUGCAUUAGAAGAUACUGAAGCAACACUUGAACAAGAAGAAGCUAAAGUUCUUCGAGUUCAAAUGGAAUUAAGUACAGUUCGUCAAGAAAUUGAUCGAAGACUUCAAGAAAAAGAAGAAGAUUUUGAAAAUACAAGACGUAAUCAUCAACAUGCAAUUGAAUCAAUGCAAGCAAGUUUAGAAGCUGGAACACGUUCAAAAGCUUAA